AUGUCCUCUCAGAAUCAUGGAAUUAACAUUCCUGGUGUUUUGUUAGACGAAUUAAAAAACAGAGAUUAUUCCAAUGAUGAGAGAUUCAGCAGCACCAGAAAAAGAAACACCAAGAAUCAGCUAAGUAGGAAAGACAAGAGAAAACAGAAAAGGAUAGAUAAAAAACAGAGACAAAGGAAGCCCAGCGAGCCAAAUCCAUCUCCUGCUGCUGCUUCAGAAGACAAAACUUCGGGCGUUCCAAAGAACGAGAUAAAUAAAUCAAAGAAGAUCCAUAAACAAGCUGAAGCAAAAACAGAGGAGUUUGGAUUACCUUUCUCAUCUGACGACGAGUUAUCAUCAGGCGACUUUGGUGAAUUUGAUGAUGACGAUUUAGAUGAAGAAGAAUGGGAACAACUAAGAGAGUUGGAAGGAGAUGAUGAACCUGAAGAGAUGCAAGAUGUUUUUGCUUCUGAUAGUGAGGAAGCGAAUGAAUUAGCAGAAGACGUGAAUAAGAGAAAUAAAAAAAGUGUUCCCAAGAAGAAGGUAACUUUUGCUGCAGAAGGAAAAGAGGACGAAGAAGAUCAAGAGGAGAGUGACGGUAUAGAAAUGACAGUUGAAGAAACAAUGGCAGCAUUAAAAGCAAAAAAGAUGGCCAAAAUAACUAAAAAAAGUAAGAAGAGAGAGAGUGAGGAUAGCGCAAUUGCAUACCCUUCGACGCCUUCAGAGCGUGCUUCUAUCGAGAGAGAUGAGAUGGAUAUGCAAUACUACGCCAAAAAGUUAAAUUUGAAAGGGAGUAAGAAGAAAUUGAGGGCACGAGAUGAAUACGAUGCAAUUGGUGGUUUAUUAGAGGGACUAGACUUUUUUGAAAACUAUGGUGCCAGUGACGGAGAAUAUGGUGAGUUUGCUUUGGAUAGAAAGAAGAGCUCUACAAAAGAAGAUGAUGAUGAACUCUCUUCUGAUAAUUCAGAUGAAAUUGAUGAAGCUGACUCUCUGCUUGAAAGUUCGGAUGGUACUGCCGAUUCAGACAGUGAUUUAAGUGACAGUGAUCAAUACAGUGUUGAAGAAGAAAAGAAGAUAAAGAAAAAAGGAAAAUCCAUACGUUGCACCCAGUACUACAGAAGAAUCUGGCUCGUAUAUUCCUCCAUCGCUAAGGAAAAACAUCUUGAGACAGAUAACGGGGAAUCUGCUAUAGUCCUUGAAAUAACAAAAAAAGUUAAAUCUAUGUUAAACAAAUUGUCUGAUUCCAACAUUUUGGUCAUUAUCAAUUCCAUCAGUGAAUUGUAUGAUUUAUAUCCACGUCACUAUGUCACGGAGUCAUUCACAAGGCAAACUUUAGAGAUUGUCGGACAAAAUACAAAGCUUUUGGAUGGAUUUCUCAUGAAUUAUGCCGGUGUUGCCUUUGCAUUAUAUAAAUUGAAGGGAAUACAAAUGGGUGCUUCAUUUAUUCAGGAAGUGGUUGAAAAUUUUUUGGAUUAUUUUUCAAAAGAAAUGGAAGAUUUAUUAAAUAUUGAAGAAGGAGCUGUUACUGUCAUUUCAAAAAGAUGCAGUAAUAUUAUAACAUUUUUAGGCUACACCUAUAAUUUCGGUUUUAUUUCCUGUAAAUUACUAUAUGAUUUGAUUCGUGAAUUUGUAGCGAGUGCUAACGAGCUAACUGUUGAAUUAUUGUUGAGAAUAGUAUCUGUCUCAGGACAACUAAUCCGUGGUGACGAUCCAUCUGCAUUAAAAGAAAUUUUAUCUGAUCUUUUAGCGAACGUUAAGUCUAUAAAAGCUCCAAGUUCUAGGCUACAAUUCCUGUUAAACACUAUGACCGACUUAAAAAAUAAUAGGUUGAAGCCAUCGCUACUGGCGACUGACUACCAUCCAUUAAAGAAGGUACUAAUGGGUAUUUUCAAAUCAAGUGCACUAACAGAACCUUUGCAAGUUUCGCUUGACGAUAUCAGAAAUGUAGAUACCAAAGGUAAGUGGUGGUUAGUCGGAUCUUCCUGGAAGGGUAAUAUGGAAACGGCAUUUGAAGAGAAUUCACAAACAAGAACUAAGGAGAAAAGGGUGGCAGAAUCCUAUAUUAAUAUAGAUGAUGAUUUAUUCGAUGAUAUUCCUGAUUGGACACAGCUUGCUACUGAACAACGUAUGAAUACAGAUGUUCGUCGUGCUAUUUUUGUUAGCAUUAUGUCUGCACAAGAUUAUAUGGACGCAUUUACAAAGUUGGAAAAACUCAACCUGAAAAAUAAGCAGCUAUUGGAGAUUCCUAGAAUUUUACUUCACUGUCUGUUGGCAGAUGGUGGUGAGAAUGGAUACAAUCCUUAUUAUGGUUUAGUAGCAAGUAAAGCAUCUGAGCACCAUUCUCAAUUGUCCAAAUCAUUUCAAUUUUUGUUUUGGGAUGUCGUGAAGAAGUUUGAAGACAAUGCAGACUCAGAUUUAGAGGAAGAUGAUGAUUUUGAAGCUAACGAAGACAAGAGGUUACGAAAUAUUGCAAAUGAAGCUAAGUUUUUUGGAUUUCUCGUAUCAGAGAAUAUCUUACAGUUGAACAGUUUCAAGCAUGUUCCUCUUAUGGCAGGCCUUUCGCCCGAUGGAAUUCUGUUCAUUGAAGUGCUUUUAUAUCAGCUCUUGAUCACAAUGGGUAAAAAAUCAGAAAAAGCAGGUUCCAAGAGCCCUGACGGAAAAAGGGUAUACUCCUAUAAUAGAGACUUAAUGCAAAAGAUGAUAACCACUGGUAUUCAAUUGGAGAACAGAUCUAUUUUACUCAAGGGUUUCAGGUGGUUCAUUAAAAAUAAACUUCAAUACAAGAAUUAUCUUCCAGGCAAGGAAAACGAAAAGGCUUUUAAGAGAGACAGUAGACGCAUAGCUUGGGCUAUUUCAGAAUUUACUUCUUUAAUAGAUGACGAGUUGAACGAUACGAAUUAUUGA
Molecule: messenger RNA, 2883 nt
Organism: Kazachstania africana CBS 2517
Lineage: Eukaryota; Fungi; Ascomycota; Saccharomycetes; Saccharomycetales; Saccharomycetaceae
Gene: SGD1
Product: Sgd1p
Exons: 1
Coding region: 1-2883 (960 amino acids)
Biological process (GO): ribosomal small subunit biogenesis
Cellular component (GO): nucleolus
Molecular function (GO): protein binding; RNA binding
Source: RefSeq, a predicted model, not a curated record